AUGGAUCUCACCACCAAUGACGCGCCAGAUGCAGUUUUCGGCGAUAGGCUGCGUCGAUUCCAAGAGUUUCUCGAUACUUUCUCCGGUUACAAAGACACUGUACGUUCCAUCCAAUUGUACAACGCGUCGCAUCGCGGGCCGGAAGAAGGCGCAGACAAGAAGAAAGCUGAUAUCACAGAGACGUUACCUCAGCGGAUCACCAUUUCUCUUGAUGAUCUACGUGAAUUCGACAGAUCGUUCUGGACCGGUAUCCUGAACUCUCCAGCACAGUAUCUACCUCCAGCGGAACGCGCGCUCUCAGAGACUGCAAUGGUCCUAGAGGACAAUCCCUCGGGGUCAAUGGCCACGUUCGCAUCACAGCAAUGGCAUUUGUCCUUCAAGGGCUCGUUCGGAUCACACGCACUAUCGCCCAGAACGCUAAAUUCCCAUCAUCUCAAUCAGCUCAUCUCGGUCGAGGGUAUCGUGACCAAGGUCUCUCUUGUGAGACCCAAACUAAUACGUUCUGUGCACUAUGCGGAAAAGACUGGCCGGUUCCAUUAUCGUGACUACAGGGAUGCAACCACCACACUAACCACUCAGAUCCCCACUCCUGCCAUUUAUCCCACCGAGGACCCCGAAGGUAACAGGCUCACCACCGAAUACGGUUACAGCUCCUACAUAGAUCACCAACGGAUCACUGUUCAAGAAAUGCCGGAAAAGGCCCCUCCGGGCCAAUUGCCUCGUUCCAUUGAUGUCAUUCUCGAUGAAGAUCUCGUAGAUAAGACCAAGCCUGGUGACAGAAUUAACAUCGUCGGUGUUUAUAAAUCUCUCGGUGCAGGUGGUCUCAAUGGCAGCGGUGGCUCCAAAGAGCAAUCUAGCGCUCUAUCUGGUUUCAAAACGAUUAUUCUCGCAAACACCGUGUAUCCACUGCAUGCGCGUUCAACUGGUGUUGCAGCCAGACAGGCCCUUUCGGACUCAGAUAUUAGAAAUAUCAACAAGCUUUCCAAAAGAAAUGACAUUUUCGAUCUGCUGUCUCAAUCUUUGGCGCCUUCGAUUUAUGGACAUGAAUAUAUCAAGAAGGCAAUCUUACUGAUGUUGAUGGGCGGUGUAGAGAAAAAUUUGGAAAAUGGUUCUCAUUUAAGAGGGGAUAUCAACCUUCUGAUGGUGGGUGACCCCUCUACUGCCAAGUCACAAUUGCUUAGAUUUGUGUUAAACACAGCCUCUUUGGCUAUCGCUACAACUGGUAGAGGUUCCUCUGGUGUAGGUUUGACAGCUGCUGUUACCAUGGACAAAGAAACUGGUGAGAGAAGACUAGAAGCAGGUGCAAUGGUUUUGGCUGACAGAGGUAUUGUAUGUAUCGAUGAAUUUGAUAAGAUGAGUGAUGUGGAUCGUGUGGCCAUUCACGAAGUCAUGGAACAGCAAACGGUUACCAUAGCAAAAGCAGGUAUUCAUACAACUUUGAACGCCCGUUGUAGUGUGAUCGCAGCAGCAAACCCAGUUUUUGGCCAAUAUGAUGUUAACAAAGAUCCUCACUACAACAUUGCGCUUCCUGAUUCCUUGUUGUCCAGAUUCGAUUUGUUGUUCGUGGUGACGGAUGAUAUUAAUGAAAACACUGAUAGAGCUAUCAGUGAGCAUGUCUUGAGAACACACAGAUACCUGCCACCGGGCUAUCUCGAGGGUGAACCAAUAAGAGAGGCUAUCAAUUUGUCAUUAUCUGUCGGAGAUGAUGAUGAAAAUAUUGCAGAGGAGGAAGAAGAUGACGAUGAUGAAGGUAAGAUAUUUGAGAAAUUUAACCCACUUUUGCAUGCUGGAGCAAAGUUGGCAAAAAACAGAGGUAACGCUCAAGGAAAUGAGAUUCCUCAAAUUGCCUCCAUUCCUUUUUUAAGAAAGUACGUUCAAUAUGCAAAGGAGAGAGUUGUACCUGUUCUCUCGCAAGAAGCUGUUGAUUUGAUCGUUAAAUCAUAUGCUGAUUUAAGAAAUGAUCAAAAUACGAAAAAAUCGCCAAUCACCGCAAGAACGUUAGAAACUUUGAUCAGACUUUCAUCCGCCCAUGCUAAAGUGAGAUUAUCCAAAAUUGUAGAUCGUCAAGAUGCAUUAGUUGCAUCGCAUUUGUUAAGAUUCGCACUUCUUGGUGAAGAUGAUGUUAGCGACAACUUUGGUAUCGACGACAGUACCCAGAGAUCACCUGCAAAAUCCCCUAGAAAAAGACAGCGUGUCAGAAAUGUUGAAAGCACACCGGUCGACUUGCAGUCAUCUCCUACAAGGGCGGUAAGGGCCCUUGUUAGCUCGCCCACUAGGCAACGAAGACGACAGAUAUACUCCGAUGACGAAAGUGAUGAGAAUGUUCCACUUGAAGAAGACGAUAAUGAACCUGUUGGUGAUUUAAGUUCCACUAUGGUUGCUCUGCCGGCAGAACAAGAAGAAGAUCUACAAAGACGUCUGGAAAUGGGAUUAAGAGUGUCUCCAAGAAGAAGACAACAACUUGCUUCUACCCCCGUCACCGAAACUGGCAGGCAUAUUUUAUCACCAUCUAGAAAUGUAAGAGCUUCUCCAAUUCUUCCCCAUGAACAAAUUGAGGAUGUUCCUGAAGUCGUAUCCAUGGAGGCAACAGAGCCGGGAACUAUAUCUACAGGUAGAUUAUCACUUAUUUCCGGUAUUAUCGCGCGAUUGAUGCAAACAGAUUUAUUCGAGGAUGAGUCUUAUCCUGUUGCUUCCCUACUAGAUAAGAUUAACGAAGAACUACCUGAAGAGGAUAAAUUCUCUCCACCUGAAUAUUUGGCGGGUUUGAAAAUCAUGAGUGAUAGAAAUAAUUUAAUGGUUGCUGAAGAAAAGGUAUGGCGUGUAUGA
Messenger RNA from Lachancea fermentati, 2826 nucleotides. Lineage: Eukaryota; Fungi; Ascomycota; Saccharomycetes; Saccharomycetales; Saccharomycetaceae. The record is from the annotation of a GenBank genome assembly.